Pipra filicauda (Wire-tailed manakin) is the source of this 5340-nucleotide messenger RNA. RefSeq names its product chondroitin sulfate proteoglycan 4-like. The record is from RefSeq and is a predicted model, not a curated record. Lineage: Eukaryota; Metazoa; Chordata; Aves; Passeriformes; Pipridae. The transcript has 6 exons.
GGGCGGGGAGCGCGGGGCCGGGGCGGCGAUACUCCGCCGCUCCGCAGGGCUGGGCCGUGCUGGGGGUGCCCGGCCGGGCCGCGGCUCCGGCAUGGACGGCGCGCCCGCCGCGCUGCUGGUGGCGGUGGUGGCGGUGGUGGCGGUGGUGGCAGUAGUGCCUGCCCGCCGGGCGGCUCUCGCAGUCUCAUUUUAUGGUGAUAGCUUUGUAGAGCUGAACACGGCAGAGGUAUCCUCUCAGACAUCUUUACAGUUGCAGUUUCGAACAAGCAAGGCACAGGGACUGCUUUUUCUUGCAGCUGGGAAGACAGAUUAUUGUUUAAUGGAGCUACACUCAGGAUAUGUACAGUUGAGAAUUAACUUUGGUGUGGGGGAACGAGUUCUGCAUUCUCAGCAAAGAUCUCAGCUGAAUGAUUUAGCUUGGCACCUGGUUGAACUACAUCAUGAACAUGAUAAUGUCACACUGGUAAUUGAUAAACAUGAUAGUGCAAAAAUACCUGGAAUUCUCUAUGAAUUAAACAUCGAUUAUGGAUUCUACAUAGGUGGUACUAGUAAACUUGAUGUUCCCUACCUUGUUGGAGCACUACCCAGUUUCCGAGGAUGUAUUGAUGAUGUGUUGUUCAACCACAGAGACAUUCUGAUGCCUCUGAGACCUUCUCCUGGCUUCAAAAUCAUCCAUGAAGUUUCGGUGGGAUGUAGUGAUGAAUUCUUUGUGGGUGAAGAACCCAUUAGUUUCUUCAGUUCCAGGUCCUAUGUUUCUUUCCCAUCAUGGAAUGUGGACGAUGAGGGAAGUUUUGAGUGUACAUUGCAAACCUCAGCUGCACGUGGCUUGCUGCUUUACCACCCUGGGCAAUUGGGAGAUUUCAUUGCAAUGGAAAUGAAAGGUGCUUUAAUUAAAGCUUAUGUUGGAAAACAUAGACAUAGAACCCAUCUUUCUUCUCGUAGAUCGGUCAAUGAUAGUCACUGGCACUACAUCAAGCUGAAAUUUACUGCAGAAUAUUUGCAGCUGACAUUGGAUGAAGAAACUGUGAAAAAAUCAUUGCCUCCCCAUAGUAAGCUGCCAAUUCUGAAGGGAUCCCUCUUUGUAGGUGGUGUAGAAGACAGCGUACGAUCAGAAGUGGUUAAAUUAGAGCUAAUCUCAGUAUCUGGGAAGUAUGCCAGAGGAGGAUCCUUCAAAGGUUGCUUAAGAAACCUGAAAGCCAACUCAGAAAAGAAAUCGCUGAAGAAUGUUCUGGUAACUAAGGACAUUUCAGCUGGAUGUGAAAUGCAGAGUGCUUUUAAUACGAAUCUUUCUUUAGCGAUGGCUGUAAAGAACCCUCCUGUGAAAACAGCCCCAGUAUUUGCCAUUUCUCGUGAAAGCUCUGUCUCUCUGGGCAAGGAAGACAAGAGCCACCUUUUAGUUCUAAGUAACUUGAUUGUGCCAGAGGGUGGACAAGCUUCACUCGAAUCUAAGCAUAUUAAGGUCAGCUUAGACUUUGAGAAAUUAGGAAUUCAUCAAUCACAAAUUCUUUUUGAAAUAAAGGAACCACCUUCUUCUCUGACACCUUCUCAUGGAGACUUGAAACUAAAUAUUGGACCAGUGCAGGAGGUAAAUAUAUUUACUAUGCCAGAUGUGUGGCAAGGGAAGAUUCUUUAUGUCCAUGACGGCUCUGAGGACACUUACGAUUAUUUUAAUUCCUCCAUUUCUACCAGCAGUGAGAAGAUCAUGCCUCCAUAUUUUCAAGAAAAUGAGCAGCAUGUGUUUAGCGUUACUGUCAUUCCAGUAAAUGAUGCACCUGAGAUCGCACUUCCUGAGGGAAACUUGCUGCUUCUCUUAGAGAACUCAAAGAAACGUUUGACUAGAGACCUGAUAAAAGUUCUAGAUAAGGGUACAGAUUCUCAGGGUCUCAGUCUUUCAGUCCUUGGAAAUCUGAAUGCAGAUGCAGGAUUUUUAGAAAACUCAAAGCAUCCUGGAAAAGCCAUUACUACUUUUUCUAAUGAGGACUUAAGAGAAGGUACUGUUUUCUUUGUCCACACAGGUGUCAAGAACUCAAGGCUUGUUCUCAGGGCAAGUGACGGUGAGAAGGUGAGCAACACUGUUGUGUUACGUGUCAUGGCAGUUCCUUUGGAUUACAGAGUUGUCAACAACUCAGGAAUAAAUCUACUCCAAGGUAUUACAACUCUUAUAACACCUAGGCAUCUGGCAGUUGAAACAAAUGCUGUCCUCCAGGAACUGGAAAUACAGUACGAAAUCACAGAGCCACCUCAGUUUGGUCAAGUCCAAAGGCAGCAUUCAAGGGGGGAAUGGAAGCAAGUCAAUUGUUUUUCUUAACGCUCUCUUCAGCGCAGCCGUGUGAGAUACUGUAGCACUUCUAAAGAAAUUCAGCUGGAAAAUGUUACCGACCAAUUUAAAUUCAAAGUUAGUGUAGGAAACAGAAUCAGUGAAGAGCGCACAUUUCCAAUCAAAGUGAAAUGGUUAAGGUACACUCUAUUGAAACACAGUCCUCUAGAAAUUGAAAAGUCAAAAAAGAAGUACUUGAAUUCUGAUAAUCUUUUUGCUGUUAUUGCAGAUCUAGAAAUACCUGAAGAUGAGCUUAAUUUUAAAUUGCUGUCUCUACCAAGAAAUGGACAGAUACUGCUUAAUGACCAACCUUUGAAAAAAGAUUCAGUCUUUAGCCAAAAAGAUAUUACUGAUCAAAAAGUGGCAUAUGAAUUAAUCAGCAGAUACCAUGAAGACAACUAUGAUUCAUUUAGAUUCCUAAUUUCUACAAAGUAUCUGUAAUCAAAUUUGUAUGACUUUGAAGUCUACAUCAAAUCAGAUUUUGGAAACAUUAUUUUGACUAACAAUGGCCUUAAUGUUACUGAAGGUGAAGGAGAGUUAAUAAUGAGCACGAAAUUGUUUGUGCAAACAGUAAAUAAUAAAACUUUCCAAUACAAAGUUAUACAGUUUCCUAAGCAUGGGAAAUUAAAACUUAUUGAUUUUUCAGGCCCUUUUGAGAAUAAUGACAAUCUCACAACUUUCACUAAUAAAGAUAUAACCAAUAACCACCUUAUGUAUGUGCAUGAUGAUUCUGAGACAGCGUUUGAUGAAUUCCUUGUCAGAGCUUCCAGCAAAGAGUCAGGAAAGUGGGCAAACUUUGAUCCAGAAGUAGAACCUUUGUCAGUAGAAAUUAGAUUCAACAUUUCUGUCCAGCUGAAGAAUGAUGAGAAACCAAUACGUGUGAUUGAUACGAUAUUUAACAUAGUGAGAAAUGGGCAGCGAUUAUUGACUUUGGCAGAUCUUUGCUAUCAUGAUCCUGAUUCUGAUUUUGAUGAUGGACAGUUGCUAUAUACUAGACGUGGUAUUUCCAAUGGGGACUUGGUGCUAACAAAUGAUACUUUGCAUAGACUCUACCAAUUCAAACAAGCGGACCUGGAGCAAAAGCAAGUCCUGUUUCUACGCCGUGGUACAGAUUUUGGGUGUUUUGUUCUUUUUGUGACAGAUGGCAAGCACUAUACUUCUUUGCUUCUAGAAGCUAAUGCCACUGAUCCUUAUGUUAGGCUGGCAAAUAAUACAGGACUGUUGGUUCAAAAAGGGAAAGAGGAAACCGUUUCAACAGCUAACCUGAGUGCUACUACAAACCAAGACAUAAGAAAUGAUCAUGAGCUUACAUAUGAGAUACUCUCUUUCCCAAAAUAUGGAAGAAUAUAUGUAAAUAAUCUGUUGAUGGAUUCCUUUACUCAGCGUGAUCUGAUAAAGGGGCAUGUAACCUACAGGCAUGAUGACAGCAACAACCUUAUUGACAAAUUCAACUUUACAGUCUAUGCUAGAGGUGUCCAUCUAAAUGCUGAAGUGCAGGUUUGCAUAUAUUUGGAAAGUCAGCAGCAGCCACCAAGGGUUGCAAACAAAAACAAUCUCUUGGUUGAAGAAGGAAAACUAGUUGAAAUCAGUAAAGGCAAACUGCAAGUUGUUCAUGAAAACAGUUCUCCAUCUGAGAUUGUGUUCACAGUAAGAAAGCUUCCAGUACACGGAUGCAUUCAGAAGUUUUCCUUGGAAGAAAGUUAUCUCAGUUUUGACCAAAGGCCAGUUUUGAGCUUCACACAGCAAGAUGUCGACGAGGGCAAAGUCCAGUAUGUGCAGACAGUUUCUAACCAACUAGAGGACUGUUUUUUUCUGGAUGUGACCAACGGUGUCCGAACAGUGAGUGGAAUAGAGAUCUCUGUAGACAUCAUCCCCAGAAUCAUUCCACUGGAAGUACAGAACUUCACAGUAAUUGAAGGGGGCUCGAAAGCCCUGGUGGAAGACUAUCUAAAAAUUUCUAGUAGACAUUUUGUAGGACUCAGCUGUGAAUUCAUUUUAACUGAGCAACCAAAACAUGGGUAUGUUGAAAACUCUCAUGUUCCUGGAAUAAAGUUAACCACAUUUACCAGAAAACAGGUGGAACAAGAAUUAAUCUACUAUGUUCAUGAUGACAGUGAAGAACUGAUGGACAGUUUUACUCUGAUAGUAAAUAACAUAGAGUUGUGGAAACAAAGUUUGCCCUAAACUGUAUUUGUAACUGUUACUGCAGUAAAUGAUGAAGCUCCUGUUAUAAAAGUUAACAAAAUUCUUCAGGUAUGUUAGUCAAUAUUUUGAAGUCUUAAAAUUAUUUCUAUUAUUUUUGAUGCCAUUUGAUGCACCUUCAUUAACAGAGUAUUAGAUUUGUCUCUGGUGGGAUAGUCAAUAUAAUAAAUAGCAGUCCUGGGAUUCAGAGAAAUUAAUGCUAAUGAAAGGAGGCAGUACAGGCAGUACAUGGCUAGUUUGUGUUUAGGAAGAUUCUAGUCAUCAUGGAGAACAUUUUCUGCUGUUCUAAUAUAAAGUUUAUCUAGAAGGCUGAGUGAGCGUUCUUUUAAUCUUAAAGUUACAUUAAGUGUUUUGGACUGAUCUAGGGCUUGUAGGGGUGAAUGGCUGACACCUGGAUCACUGUUAUGUUUUAGUGUUGUUUGCUAGGGUAUCUUGAGGGCUGUUAAUGAACAUGUAACUUAGAAAAGUGCCAAGACUGGUGAUGAUGAGAAUGCCUUCCUACCCCGUGCCUAUUGGAUAUUUCUUGUACAAAACAGGAAUGUUCUCUUCUUUAAAAGUUGCAAAUAAUACAAUGCAGUCUAUAAUAAUCUGGGGUGUUACAGGUCAUCAAAAUAUUGGUGCAGGCACUGAAGCUAUUCCUGUGUGAUACUAUAAGCUAAAAAAACAGCAUGUUAACUUGUUUCUAACUCGGUCUCCCCCCCAAAAAAAAUCCUGAAGAAAAUGUUAAAAUUGUUUACUAAUGCUACAUUUUGCUCUUAAUAGUUGAGUUUUUAUUCUAUUGAUAUUUGAAAAAAAAAAUCUACAACAACUAUUACUUCAAU